This is a messenger RNA of Podarcis lilfordi (Lilford's wall lizard), 3518 nucleotides long. NCBI's taxonomy places the organism in Eukaryota, Metazoa, Chordata, Lepidosauria, Squamata, Lacertidae. The record is from the annotation of a GenBank genome assembly.
ACCGUCCUUCUUUUUAAUCUCAAUAAAGCAUUAAAAAGCAAAAGAAGAAUGGUAGUAGUAGUAAUAAUAUUAAUAAUUAACUAUUUCUACCCCGCCCAUCUGGCUGUGUUUCCCCAUCCACUUUUGGCAGCUCCCAAAAGAAUAUUAAAAACACGAUAAAACAUCAAACUUUUUUUAAAAAGUUGGAAGGGACUCCUUGCAUUGAAAAGCAGCCUUUCAUGCUGGCAUCUCCAGCUCAGUGCAACAGGAAACGGUGAGGCAGAGCUUGAAAUGAAACUACCUUCCCAUUUUAACAUGUAGAUUUUGGGGGCUGACUGCCUAAUGUAGUUUUCUUUUCGCAUAUUUAACGGGCAUUGAAUGUGAAAUAGUUAUUUCUGAGGGUGUUUAAUAUGCCAGUGUUUAACCUAACUAGGACAUCUUCCCUCUGAAGCUAAUGUAUAUGUAUGGCUGGAGUAAAGGAUAAGGUCAGUCUGGCUAGUCCAGCAUUGGCCAGUAAAUUGCUUCUAGUUUGCACGGUUUGAAGGUCCAGAUCAGAUGCUUAGGUAUCCAGUGUCUAAAUACAGGACCCUACUUGCUUUUUGUGGCACACUUACCCAUACAAUGUGAAUAUAUGGUAGUUUCUUCUUUUAAUAUUGAAGGUGCCGUUUCAACACAUUAGACCAGCCAGCAAUUUUUUAUUGAGCAAGAUUGCCAAGGAAGCCACAACACCAUUAAAUGAAUGAUUCACCCCCUGUUAUUCACCCCAGUUUCUAGCAGUUAAUAGCAAAGGAACAGCCUGAGCAAAAUCUUUGAAUACCUGAUCAUCCCUGAUAAUAGUUGUUGACAGCAGUACUUCCUGCUGUCUGAUUGUUUUUAUGAUUAGCUUUUAAUUAAUACAUGACUAUGACAUUUUGAUAUCAGCUUCCGUGGAUGCCUCAGUGCUGAUUCACAAUUUUUAUAUGCGCAAUGCACAUGAUGGGGGUACACCUUCCAUGCAUCACAGAGCCACAACCAAUCACAGCUUUCAGCAGGUGUCCAUUGGAUGUGUCUGGGGAUGUCCCUCCCUUUCCCAUCUGAAGUUCCCAAGCAACAAGCACUGCUGUACUGCAUUUUUUCGGUUUAGCUUCUUUUGCCAAUGAUAUAGCCAACUUAGCGUGGCCAGGGUGUUUCAUCACAUACAGGAGACCGUCAGCUUUCAAUUGGGUUUUAUUCCAGUAUGUGAGGCCCUAAUCAUGUAUGGUCAAAACACGUUGGAUUCAAAGGUGGGUGGGAUUGCCAGUCUUUCUUCCCUCAGACACCUAAAUCCUUUCCAUCCUCUCUUAUUUUUUUAUUUGCCAAGCGUGUAAAGCUUGAAUGCACACAAGUUAAAUGUACAUAAGUUGCAAGUCACCUGUAGUGCAUGUUCUGUCUUCUGUUGUAUUCUAUUGCAACUUCAAUAAAUGAAUAGCUUGUUAAGUAACUUAAUGCUGGAGUCUGCCUUAGAAGAUUCUUUGUUCAAAAACAGCCACUUUAAAGUCAGUAGCAAUAAAUGGAUACAAAACCUGACAUCAGAAGGGGUAGCUAUUCAGAAACCCCUGGGAGAAAACUUCAAGCUUUCAGGACACUCCUGCUACUGACCUUAAAAUGGCAAUUUUCAAACACAGAAACGUCAAGAUCAAGCAUGAAAAUGCUAAAUUACAACAGUUUGAUAACAGGGGAUUUGUGACAAGAGCAGCCUCUGCAAUGCUGGAACGAAAUAAUCUUUUCCAAUCCAGGUGGGACUGUGUUCAAAUUUAUUACAAUCAAGCAAUCAUUUUAUAUGUAUGCUGCCUUUCCAAAGGUAAAACCAAGUUCAAGGAGGCUGACAACAUAUUAAAAAUUACAUAACUACAAAACGUAACAAAAGUCGUCAUAAACAAUGAACAAAACAUCAAAAAGUACCCAAAUGCAAUGUUUUCCCUGCCCCAUUGGUUGGACGUAGCCAAUGAAGGACGAAUCGUUUGCAAGAGAAAAAGAGAAAAUGGCCGCCUGGCUGAAAGAGGAUUACAUGUAUUGAGUAAGUUGUAACUCUUUCUGACCUUUCUUGCCCCCACAAUGUCACAGCAGCACGUGCUCCCCCAGAGCAAGGAAACCCUCCUUCAGUCUUACAACAAGAGGUUGAAAGAUGACAUCAAGUCUGUCAUGGAUAACUUCACAGAGAUAAUCAAAACGGCAAAGAUUGAGGAAGAAACUCAAGUUUCUCGGGCAACCCAAGGCAAGCAGGACAACUAUGAGAUGCAUGUCAGAGCUGCAAAUAUUGUUCGGGCUGGUGAGUCUCUUAUGAAGCUUGUCUCUGACCUAAAACAGCUCCUCAUCCUCAGUGACUUCCCUUCCGUCAAUGAAGCCAUCAAGCAGCUGAACCAGCAGUUGCGCAGCCUUCAGGAGGAAUGCGACAAGAAGCUUACUGCCCUGCGUGAUGAGAUCUCCAUGGACUUCUAUGAGCUGGAGGAAGAAUAUUACUCUUCCAGGUACAAAUGAAGCCAUGGACGGUUCCCCUGUAGUAACCACAACAAUUUCCUGUUUCUGACAUGGGGGGGGGGGGUGGCACGUUAUGUGUGAAAACAACAACAACUGUCCUUGUUUUAAAAAGCAUCCCUAAAUUCUCAGCAUCCCAAAGAAUCCUGGCCCCAAAGCAGUUUUAUUGAGUACUUUAUGUAUGGCGUGAGAGGUGGCUGUUCUGGAGGGCAAGUGCACCAUGUCACUAGGACUUUCUGCACGGAGAUGUGGAGAUCUGCUCCCUCAUCGACACUGUGAUCUUGUCACCUAAAUGACUUGCAAACAGGAAUCAGGAUCUUGAUUAAAUUGCAAUCCUAACCAUGUCUACUCAGAAGUCAGGACCGGAUUUAGGUUUGAUGAAGCCCUAAGCUUCUGAAGGUAAUGGGGCCCUUUAUAUGUCCAGCUGUCCUUUGUCAACAACAAGUUGUCGCUGGUUUUUAUUUUGAAUAUAUGCUAUACAGUCAUACUUUGGGUUACAGACGCUUCAGGUUGCAUUUUUUUGGGUUACAAACCGCCGAAACCCGGAAGUACCGGAAUGGGCUACUUCUGGGUUUCGGCAGUCGCACAUGCGCAGAAGCGCUAAAUAGUGCUUUGCACGUGCACAGAAGCGCCGAAUCGCAACCUGCGCAUGCACAGACGCGCUGCUGUGGGUUGCGAAUGUGCAUCCCGCACGGAUCAUGUUCGAAACCCGAGCGUCCACUGUAUGGCCAUUUAUGGACCUAAUAGGUAUCUAAAGCCAUUUAUACAUAGCAAAACAUGUAUUUUAUCAAAGUACAUCCAGUCCCCCCCCCUUUACAUUUUUUGGAGACCCCCAAGAGAGUGGGGCCCUAAGCUAUAGCUUGUUUAGCUUAUAUGUAAAUCUGGCACUGUCAGAAGUAAAUCCUCUUGAAUUCAGUGGGGUUUGUUCCUAGCUAAGUGGGAUUAAACUGCUUUGAAUUUAUUAAUUUUUUACAAUCAAGUGGUGUAUAAAUUUUAUGAAAUAAAUAAUAAAUGAAGGUGCCAGCUUUAGGCCACAUUCAUACAAU